AUGAAAGUGAGAAAUAAGGCAGUUAAUAAAACUAGCUAAAGAGCUCGAGUGGUCGAAAAUGUGUAGUAAAAAAACUAAAUAGGUGAUAAUAUAGCCUUAAUUGAAGACUAAAGUGAUAUGAAAAUGAGAAUGGAUUUAGUUUCCCCGAAUAUAGAGUAGCCAUAACCUCAAAAUAAUCUUGAUAACUUAGAUCAAGGUUUAUCCUAGUAAAUUGAAAGAAAUGAUAGAAUAAGGGCAUUGCCAUACUAAAUUUCUAGUAAAAUGGGUUUUCAAGAAUCUUAAAGCCUCGAUAAUCUUGACCUUGAAGAGGAUGAGCCUAGUGUGACAUAUUCAAAUGAAGAAGAUUCAAAUAUUCUGCCAAUUUAAUAGCUCAUUGAACAACAACAUAAAUCCAUUUAGGCUAAACCUUAUGUGCGAGAUUUUUCAAGCUAAACCAAAGAUUAGCUCUUUUUGGCAAAUCAGAAGAAAUUUUAGAAUUCUAUUACGCAAACAGAUGCUAUUGAUCAGUUAGUGAUUCAAUAGCAAGAGUAACAGUAAAUGGCUAUUCCUUUAGAGAUUAAGUAAUGUAAUCACAAUAAUUUAAUGAAUCAAUCCUUAUAUUAAACCUCAAAAGAGGAGCCACAGAUUUACUAAAAAUACAAAAUACAGCUUCAAAGAAUUAAUGAGAGACCUUGCAUAACUUUGGAAUAUGUCAACCGGCUUAACAAAAAACUUUUCAUUAUCUAGAACCAGCAAGGUGAUAUCUUUAAUUUGUCAUUGGACGAAUGGCAUAAUUUCUAUCAGAAUCUUGACUAAGUCAAUAAAUUGAUAGAUCAAUGCAGACAUCUCCAAGACAAAUUUGGCCUGUUAUAUAAAAUUGUGCAGUAGAAUGGAUUUCCCACUCAGAUGGCAGCAGGAAUCUUUCAGGGGGCAAUCCAGUAUAUUUAUUAGCAGGCUUAUAAGUAGAUUCUAGUAUUUAAGGAUGUUGGCUAGAUAUAUUUAGAUUUCUAGUCAACUUUCAACAAGAACAAUUAGUCAAUGGGGAUAGUUCUUACUCUUGAAGAAUGGAUCCUAAUGACUAAUGAACUCUCCUUAAUAGAUGCAUAUUUCAGAACUAAUAGCAUCGAUGAGGAACCUAUUAUAUAAAAGCCCAUAGCAAAUAUAUUUAGGGCUGAGCCUGAGCCAUAGUAUGCAACAGCUACUACUUAAUAAGAAUGCUAAAGCAACAACAUUCAAUAUAUAUAAAAGUUAUAUUUUUAUUGA
Stylonychia lemnae is the source of this 1242-nucleotide messenger RNA. Lineage: Eukaryota; Ciliophora; Spirotrichea; Sporadotrichida; Oxytrichidae. The record is from the annotation of a GenBank genome assembly.